CUUUAUGUCAUGCCAAUGAAAGCUUUAGGCGACUAACUGAUGGCGCAGAGACAUGCAAUAAUGUGGCUUGUAGGCCUGCUUGUCGUACAGAUUGUGGUAUGUCAACAACCAACUAUAACCAAGUCCGAUGGGAAAAUCAUGUUAAAUUUGGAAUAUGUUAACCAACCAGUUCUGCGAUUUAACCCAAUAUAUACGACUACAUUUAAACCAAUCUUCUCAAUAGUAGCAGAACCAGAACCAACCCUGCAACCAGAACCAACACCAGAACCACAAUCACAAACAGAAGCAAUACCAGAACCGGAACUACAAACAGAAGCAACACCAGAACCACAACCACAACCAGAGUCAACUCCAGAACCAGAGCCAACACCAAAACGAAAGCCAAACCCAAAACCAGAACCAGAAUCACAAACAGAAGAAAUAACAACCGACACACUAUACAAACUAUUACAGUUUUUCAAAAAUUUUGUGUAAUUGAUGCCAAAAGGCCCUCAAUUAUAAGUGUAACAACACAUCAGAUCCAGAAGUAGGUCCCACUUUCAGAAUUAAGAUUGUACAAUGAAAUUUUGAAAUAUACUAUAAUAAACCAUGAUUUUUUUAAAUUUCAAAUAUACUAGACUACGGAUGGGAGCUUGUA
This is a messenger RNA of Bactrocera neohumeralis, 637 nucleotides long. Its product is annotated as E3 ubiquitin-protein ligase RNF12-B-like. The transcript is spliced from 2 exons. The record is from RefSeq and is a predicted model, not a curated record. Lineage: Eukaryota; Metazoa; Arthropoda; Insecta; Diptera; Tephritidae. The coding region runs from base 40 to 474 and encodes 144 amino acids.